GACGGGCAACAGUCUCGCAAUUACUACAGCACCUAAAAGCAGCAGUAGGUCCUACAAUUCAGUGCGCAGGUGGAAAAACAUACCGUGCAGUUACUUUGCCUUUUUGUCUUUGGUCUGGCAUGUUAGAUUUUUCUGAGUAGUUUUUUUUUUUCAUAUUUUAAUUUUUUGAAUCCCGUAGUGAGUAGCCCGGUGUCACGCAUGGCUCCCCGGGCGGUCUGGCUCCUGGUCGCGCUUUCCGGUGUCCUGCAUGUGCGCUCCUGCUGGGCUUAUGCCUGUCCGGCCAUCUGCCGCUGCAGCGCCGACACCUUUCAGUGCAGCAGAGACACUCAGCUGGCCUCUCGGGCCAGGGCAGCAUCCGUGCCUCGACUAAGACUCAGUCAUCUGCCCUUGAAAGAAGUACCCACUCAUGCCUUCAAGGACCUGAUUAACAUUACAGUAAUAGAGAUCUCCCAGAGCAACUGCAUCGUGUGGAUAAAGAGACAUGCCUUCCUCUCCCUCCACUACCUGACUGAAAUUUCAGUGCAAAAUAUCAACAGUCUAAGGGUUAUUGAGAAAGGGGCCUUCACUGACCUGCCCAAGCUUGGAUAUUUGAGCAUCUCUAACACAGGGCUGAUACACUUCCCAGACUUCACAACUAUCUCUUCCCUGGUGCCAUUUAUUAUUCUAGAAAUGGCAGACAACAUGAGGAUUGACAUCAUUCCUGCCAAUUCUUUCCAGGGUAUCACAGAGGAGUAUGUUGACAUGAACCUGGUUAGAAAUGGCUUCAAGAAAAUAAAAUCUCACGCAUUUAAUGGAACCAAGAUCAACACACUGAUUUUGAGAGACAACAGAUAUCUCAGUGACAUUCAAGAAGACGCCUUUGAACAAGCCAUAGGUCCAAUUUCUCUGGAUGUUUCCUCCACAGCUGUGAGUUCCCUCCCCCCGAAAGGAUUGAGGCAGGUGAAAUUUCUGAAAGCCAGCUCUGCAUUUGCUCUGAAGACCCUCCCUCCACUGGAGAGCCUGGCGGAGCUGCUGGAUGCCCAGCUCACAUACCCCAGCCACUGCUGUGCCUUCCACUCAUGGCGUCUGAAACAAAGUGCCUUAAAGAACCUCUCAAAGUUUUGUGAUUUCAGCGAAACUGAAAUAGAGCUCAUUGCAGAUGGCGUGAAUCCUAUCGAUGACAUAAACUUUCAAUACCCAGACCUGGAAUUUCUUUGUCGUAACAGCCCUUUCCUCAAGUGCACGCCAACACCAGAUGAGUUUAACCCUUGUGAGGACCUGCUGGGGUUUUCCUUCCUGCGCUGUCUCACCUGGAUAAUUACUGUGUUUGCUGUGACUGGUAACCUGGCUGUUCUGGCUAUGCUGCUGAUUAGCCACCACAAGCUAACCAUCUCCAGAUUCCUCAUGUGUAACCUGGCCUUCGCUGACCUCUGCAUGGGGCUCUACCUGAUGCUUAUUGCCUUCAUGGACCACCUAUCCCGCCACCAGUACUAUAACCACGCCACAAACUGGCAGACGGGGCUCGGAUGUGGCGUUGCAGGGUUUCUAACUGUGUUUGCCAGCGAGCUAUCAGUGUAUACACUGACUGUGAUUAGCCUUGAACGCUGGCACACCAUCACCAAUGCCAUGCAUGUCAACAAGAGGCUGCGGAUGCACCAUGUGGCAGCUAUAAUGGGGGCAGGCUGGGUCUUCUCUCUGCUGGUUGCCCUGCUCCCUCUUGUGGGGGUCAGCAGUUAUAGCAAAGUGAGCAUCUGCCUGCCGAUGGACAUCGACAAUCUGGCCUCGCAGGUUUAUGUGAUGGCUGUGCUUAUUCUCAAUGUUGUCUCUUUCCUGGUGGUCUGCUACUGUUACAUAUGCAUAUAUCUGAGUGUUCGCAACCCAGAGCACCCCACCCGUCAUGGAGACACCAAGAUUGCCAAGCGCAUGGCUGUGCUCAUUUUCACCGACUUUGUGUGCAUGGCCCCAAUCUCCUUCUUCGCCAUCUCCGCAGCCCUGUGUAUGCCCCUCAUAACCGUGUCUCACUCAAAGAUCCUGCUUAUCGUUUUUUAUCCCAUCAACUCCCUCUGCAACCCUUUCUUGUAUACCCUCUUCACACGGGCUUUCAGGAAGGACGCGUGCCUGCUGCUGAGUCGCUGCGGCUGCUGCCAUGCCAAUGCUGACUACAGGUCUCAGACUCUGGCUUCACACCUCAACGUGCCCAACAGAAACCCUCACUCGCUUAGCUUCUAUGCCUAUCAUAUUAAGAUGAAGGAUUGCUUUCUAAACAAGGGAGCCACAUGAUCAUUUAUCCUGAGAAUUCUAUUAUGAACAUAAAGGCAGCACAUGCUGCUCAACAAGUAGCAUUUCUUUAAACUUUAGUUCAGGGUGAAAAGAUUGUCAGUCUUGUACAUAGAAGGCGCUGAUCAUAUCUGAUCUAGGUUAGUUUACAAAUUGAGAAUUUUAUUAGUCACGACCAAGCGACCUCGAAUCAAAGACAUGUGAAGCAGAUGGAUGAAACAGGAAAUUCCUAACUUAUCCACUAAAGAAGACAAAUGUAGUUUUGUGUUGUUGAGAUUAUUUUUCUUAUUUCAUAUGCUAAUGUAAACUUUCCAUCCUCUUUGAACUUGCAAACCUAGGUACAGUAGUUGGUAGGUACAGUAUGCUAUGUGCAAAUAUGCACACUUCACUAUUUUUUACCUAAUGUUUGAAACUGAUAUACCAGAACAUUAACUUUACGGUUUUAUAGAUGGGAAAAGACACAAGGCCGGCCCCAAAGAAAUAUUGCCCAUUGCCCAAAUGUCCAAAAUAUUUUCCAAGGAUUUGUCGCUCAUUUGUUUUGCAUGUUAGUACUGGAGCUGUCACACACCCAACAAAUUAAUUUUAGUGUCCAUGCUGGCAUUUAUAAAUUAAUUUUGUCAUGUUCCAGUGAAUUUGUAUGGAGUAGUUUUGUUUCAAUAGGGAAAAGAAAACACCUUCUGAGUUCAUAAGAAAAAUAAUAUGACAAGAAGGGAACACUUGCUUUGUACAGGGUUGCACAGAAAAAAAAGGUUCAUUGAAUGCAUCACAAUAGUGCAGUUCAGUAUAUUUGAAGUAUGACUAAAGGCAAGAUAUUACAAAUGUUUGAAAAUCAAACAGCACAUCAAAUAAUGUUUUGCUCCACUAAUAAAGAAAACUAUGUUCAGCUAAAUAUUAUACAACAUAAAUUCAAGCUGUUUGUCUCUGUAGUCUGGAUUCAAAGGCAACACUGGAAGUAAUUGGUUGUAACGUCGUAAAUGACUUGCAGUAUUGCUCAGAUAAUUACAUAAUGA
Molecule: messenger RNA, 3266 nt
Organism: Etheostoma spectabile (orangethroat darter)
Lineage: Eukaryota; Metazoa; Chordata; Actinopteri; Perciformes; Percidae
Gene: lhcgr
Product: luteinizing hormone/choriogonadotropin receptor
Exons: 11
Coding region: 199-2259 (686 amino acids)
Biological process (GO): activation of adenylate cyclase activity; ovulation cycle process; hormone-mediated signaling pathway
Cellular component (GO): plasma membrane
Molecular function (GO): luteinizing hormone receptor activity; G protein-coupled peptide receptor activity
Source: RefSeq, a predicted model, not a curated record